This is a messenger RNA of Porites evermanni, 7858 nucleotides long. Lineage: Eukaryota; Metazoa; Cnidaria; Anthozoa; Scleractinia; Poritidae. The record is from the annotation of a GenBank genome assembly.
CCUCGUGCAACGUGCUAGAGUCUCUUUUAGAGUUCUUAUGUUUGGUCUUCUAAAUCAUCUUCGCCCACUAUUUAACUCCAGUAAGUCAAUCCUAUCAAGGUUUAAGCACAGCAUGCGUUUAGUUCAGUUCUUUGAAGAUGGAAGACAGAGAGUUGGGGUUGAGAUCCAAAAUGGCGGAGAUAUAAUGGAUAUCAGUGCUGGGGACCCUUCCAUUCCUAGUGAUAUGAAGUCAUUUUUGGAAGGAGGAGAAGGAAUGAUGUUGAAAGCUAAGAGGUUUGCAUUGCAUUUUUGUUACGGGUCCCAUCAUUUCUUUUCCAUAUUUUAAUAGUUAGGGGCAGCUACAGAAAUAUGAAGGGUCAAAUAGUCCUUUUAGCAUGGAUAUUUUGUUUUCCCAUUUCAGACAGAUUUUGGGUCCUCCAUGUUAGCUUAUUGGUAAUGGUAAUAGGACUGAGUGGAAUACAAUUCGGUUUGUAAUCAUACCAGUGAUUAACAGGGGGAGUCCGAUUUGUUUUAUAAUCACUCGUAUGAUUACAGACCAAAUUGGACUCCACUCAGCUCAGCCCUGUUACCAAUUAAUCAUAACUAUACCACAAUUAAUUUGUAAUAUUUAGGAUUUUAAACUUAAAACACAAGAAAGUCCAAGAGGUUUUUUGCUAGCAGUGAAAAAAGCCGUGUGUUGGCACUCGGUACCUUUCCACUUACUUAGGCAUGACAUGUACUGUCCUUUACACUGUCCUAUUAUUGCUGAAAUCACGACAGUUGAUAGCCAAUCAGAUUUGAAAAUUCUGUUAUGGUUAUGAUUAAGCUGUAAAUGUGGGCUGUUAAAAACCAAUCAGAUUCAAGCAUUUUGUUAUUGACAGAACUAAACAUGUAACUGUCAGAGGCCCCCUUGCGGGGGAGGGGGGCGUAUGUCCAUAGUCUUCUGCGUAGUCUGAAUUUCAAAACCGUUUGUUUUGCAUAUUGAGGAGGCCAUGCUCCUUUCGGUAUUUUACAAUAUUAUUGCAAUGGUUCACGUCGUUGCAGCAGUUUCAACACCAUCUUCAUGUCAUUUGUUGCCAUUUUAAAAUUUUGCCUGUCAAAGUGUUACCCUAACUUGGGUUUGUUAUAUUCUUCAUCUUUUCUUCUUUUUAUUCCAAGUUUGUUCUAAGCAUGUUACAUGAAUGAUUUCAGUGUUGUUGAUCAUGGUCAGCAUAUUCUGAAGAGAGCAGAAGUAAAGCUGAAGGCUCCAAUUCACAACCCUGGAAAAAUUAUUUGCAUCGGAAUGAACUACGUGGACCACUGCCUUGAACAGAAUGUUCCAACACCCACAGAACCCAUCCUUUUCAGCAAGUUUAAUAAUGCAAUUACUGAUCCGGGAGCACCGAUCAUUUAUCCCGAUGAAACAGAGGUUUGCAUAACACUUUGGUUUAGUUCCUUUUUGAUAUUAAAAAUAAUGAAAGAUUUGCCCUGGUGAGUUCUUUAUUUCAAAAAUUUAACACACAAGAUGCAUACCAAUUUAUUUGGCCAUAUUUUGUUUAAUUUCAAGAAUUUUAUUUUGGUUUCUUUCUCACAGGAAUUAGACUUUGAAGUAGAACUUGCUUUUGUAAUUGGGAAACCAGGAAAGAAUAUUAAGGUAUUUUGUUCAAGGCAAUUAUAGUUGAUUUACUUGUGGUUUUUAUCAUGUAGAGUCGUGUAUGAUGCCAGCUUAAGAUACGUGUAUACUAUUUGCUUCCUUGUCAGCAUAUUCUAAUAAGGGUACAUUUCUUCAGGAAAAGUGGAAACAAAAUAAUGGCCUAGUUCAGUUAUUCAAGACUAUAUUUAGGCACUGAAACUGUUUUCUGUCAUCUGUUGCAAAGGAAAAGUUGGGCCAAAAUUUUCAAGUUUUAAUGCUGUGCCUGCAAAAAUCAACAAAUUAUGGGUAGUGCUCCAUGAUAAAAUGUUUUUGAUAUGUACUUCAUAACUAUACAGGUGGAGCAUUUUGUGUAUGGGUAACUAACUUAUAUAGGCACUAAUACUAGUAAUAUACUGAAGGUUACGGAGUGCGGGUGACAACGAAAGGUCAAAACGCUUUUGCUCUAGUGCUGUGCUUUGUGUAAGUUUCUUAUCACAGAUGGUCAAAACACAUGUGAUUAGAUAUGAAAGUACAUUCUGUGAAUUCCAUACAUUCUUAGUGGAAGUCCAAACGAAUGCUGGCUAUGAGACACAUGCGUAAUAACAACCUGGAGAUUAGGAUUGCGGGCUCCUCUUGUCGCCUGCAGUAAACAAUGACUUCAGCUCAGAAUUGACCCAAAACAGCGAUAUCAUCAUGACAUGUAGCUGCUUUAAGAGCUCAGAGGUGAUUGUUGUUUACCCAUAAUUUAAAAAUUAACAUUAUAUUUCUCAGAAAAGUGAAGCCAUGGACCAUGUGGCUGGGUACACUGUGGCACAUGAUGUUAGUGCUCGGGAUUGGCAGCUAAAGAAAAAUGGUGGACAAUGGUUGUUAGGAAAAACGUUUGACUCAUUUUGUCCACUUGGUCCAGCCAUAGUCACCAAAGACUCGCUGUCAGGUAAUGAGUGUGACAAGAAGAUGAGAAAAGAAGAUGGUUAGAGCUGUGAAAGGGGAGAAAGAUAGUAAUAUUAUUUUAUAACAAACUAAGCAGCAGGUUGGACAUGAAGACAGCAAUAAUUUAUUAAGAAUUUAGUUUUCUUGUUCUGGAUGCAGCUGGGAACUGAAGUGCAGUGGGUAAUCCCACUUUAUUGUCACUUUUGAAUUCACCAGGGUUAGGCCAAACUAGACUGCAAAACAGUUUGUUUGUCUCUUUGACCUACUAUGUUAUAUGAGGGGGACAUUGGAGGGUACCCAAUACCGUGAUACCGUAAGAAUGCCAAACACUGAAUGCAGAACACCUAAUGACUCUAAUUAGGUUAGUGAUUAGGGUUAGGAAGCUGAGUGAAUCAAGUUUUAGGUCAGUUUUCCCAUUUUAAUGUCCCUAAAUGGAUCCUGAUUCACUCAGAUUCCUAACCUUAAUCACUAAAGUUCAGAGUCAUUGCAGAGAUGCCAACCUCUGGAGACCUCCAAUCGGGAGACUGUCUUUUUUUCACUACCCCCCCCCUUGUGAUUAGAUAUGAAAGUACAUUCUGUGAAUUCCAUACAUUCUUAGUGGAAGUCCAAACGAAUGCUGGCUAUGAGACACAUGCGUAAUAACAACCUGGAGAUUAGGGUUGCGGGCUCCUCUUGUCGCCUGCAGUAAAUAAUGACUUCAGCUCAGAAUUGACCUAAAACAGUGAUAUCAUCAUGACAUGUAGCUGCUUUAAGAGAUCAGAGGUGAUUGUUGUUUACCCAUAAUUUAAAAAUUAACUCCUUUAUUCUGUUUCUAAAACCUUGAUUAUAUUUCUCAGAAAAGUGAAGCCAUGGACCAUGUGGCUGGGUACACUGUGGCACAUGAUGUUAGUGCUCGGGAUUGGCAGCUAAAGAAAAAUGGUGGACAGUGGUUGUUAGGAAAAACGUUUGACUCAUUUUGUCCACUUGGUCCAGCCAUAGUCACCAAAGACUCGCUGUCAGGUAAUAAGUGUGACAAGAAGAUGAGAAAAGAAGAUGGUUAGAGCUGUGAAAGGAAAGAAAGAUAAUAAUUUUAUAACAAACUAAGCAGCAGGUUGGACAUGAAGACAGCAAUAAUUUAUUAAGAAUUUAGUUUUCUUGUUCUGGAUGUAGCUGGGAACUGAAGUGCAGUGGGUAAUCCCACUUUAUUGUUACUUUUGGAUUCACCAGGGUUAGGCCAAACUAGACUGCAAAACAGUUUGUUUGUCUCUUUGACCUACUAUGUUAUAUGAGGGGGACAUUGGGGGGUACCCAAUACCGUGAUACCGUAAGAAUGCCAAACACUGAAUGCAGAACACCUAAUGACUCUAAAGGUUAGUGAUUAGGGUUAGAAAGCGGAGUGAAUCAAGUUUUAGGUCAGUUUUCCCAUUUUAAUGUCCCUAAAUGGAACCUGAUUCACUCAGUUUCCUAACCUUAAUCACUAAAGGUCAGAGUCAUUGGGUGUUUUGCUUUGGGCGUUAAGAGAAUGCAGAAUGCCGAAUGAUUCUGAAAUUUAGUGAUUAGGGUUAGGAAACUGUGUGAAUUAAGUUUCAGGUCAGUUUUUCUUAGUAUAAUGUUCCUAAAUGGAACCUGAUUCACUCAGUUUCCUUAGAAACCCUAAUCACUAAACUCAGAGUCAUUUGGCAUUCUGCAUUCAGCAUCCUGUAAAAUACCCCUGCCACUAAUGCAAAGGUAAACCAGAAAUAAUGCAGCCCCAAAAGGAUUAACUUUAAUACCGGUACUUUAGGUUAUCUCCAUUAUAUAAUAGUGUACAUAUUAUAAUAAAUUAAGACUUCAAAGUUAAUUACCGGUUCUAACAAUGUAUUAUGAUGUGAUGUUUGUCUUGACAGUGCAUUUUUAUUUUUCAGAUCCUCACAAACUGGGAAUUCGUUGUCGUGUUAAUGGAAAAGUCAUGCAAGACUCAAACACUGAGAAUUUAGUAUUUAAAACAGAAGAAUUAGUUUCUUAUAUAUCAAGGUGAGAGUUCAUCAAGCCUUAUCACAGGAAAUUUUUAUUGGUCUACACAGGUUGUGAAGACAGACAAGGUUUUCAUUUGCUUUUAUACGUGAAAAUGUGGGUGGUUAAAAAUUGCUCUUCUUUGUUUAGAAGUGCUGAAAAUCUAUGACCAAUACCCACGAAACUUAAUAGUGGAGCUCCAUGCGUACAAAGCGCGCGAGUGGAGCCCCAUAGUUAAGAAAAUUUGGUAAUCUAUCCAUCUGAGAAAAUGUUGUUAUGACAUCAGCAUACGACCAAACGCUGACCAUACAGACUCUAGGGGAGGGGGAGGGGAGUAAGGCAUCAGCCUGUCGGGGGAGGAGCAUGUUAAAGCUGAGGUGAAUUUUUUGCAUUUCAAGCACCCCACUCAUUUUGGCAUUAAAUCACAUGGUCACGCGGACUUUGUUUUAAAAAAAAGGAGUCUUUCAUUCCACUAAAUUUUAAUGUCUACAUUAACUUGGAUAACAGGGAAAGAGCUAGAGUGAGAAAUAAAUAAUAGAGACCAAUUAUCUUCGUUGGAAGAAAAACAUGAAAAUUAGAUAGCAGCGGCAAGAGUGUACUGCACAUGCAAAGUUGUGUUAUUGCUAACUGGAAAUAAAAGUGCACUGAAUGUGCAAAGUUUGUUUUUUGCUUAUUAGAUCUACCUGUUGUUGUUUUUGUAUACCCUUCUUGUUGUUUUCACCUUGUCUACGGUAUUACUCAAUUUUAUAUUUUAUUUGAGGAAACUAUCAAUAUUAAAGAGAGCUUCUCUUUUAGCCGUGCAUGUGGCUAAAUCUAUAUAUUUAACUUGUCCUCAAAUUUACUGCAAAGAGUUUGUUGUGAAAGAUGAUUGUUCAUCACACACUUGAAUGUUGAAAACCUUAACCAUCUUAAAUGGUGUUUAUCAAAAUUUAUUGGCACUUAAUACCUCAUUAAAAUUAAAAACUGAUGACUAAACUUUAAUAUUGUUUUAGUAGAAAUGUUGUGGAGUAAAUUCUGGAAAUCAGGUUUAUUUUAGCAUCUUCUGGUGAUUUGGGUAUUAAAUUAUUAAUGUCACCCCCUUUCGCCCUCCCACCCCUGUCCCCAUGUGAAUGCUCUGUGCCUCCCUUUGAGAAUACAGUGAAACCCUGCCUUCUGGCCACCUCGGUAAUACGGUCACCUCGUUACUACGGCCGCUUUUUUUGGCCACCUGGUAAAAAACUGUCAUACAUUUUCUUGUAAAAAAACCCUCGUUAAUAUGGCCAAAUGUUUUUGGCCCAUUGGUGACCGUAUUAACAGAGUUCAGCUGUAACUGUAAACCGUGAUGGAGUACCAGCAUGUUCUGUUGAUCCUGCAGGUUUGUUACCCUGUCACCAGNUUUGAGGAAACUAUCAAUAUUAAAGAGAGCUUCUCUUUUAGCCGUGCAUGUGGCUAAAUCUAUAUAUUUAACUUGUCCUCAAAUUUACUGCAAAGAGUUUGUUGUGAAAGAUGAUUGUUCAUCACACACUUGAAUGUUGAAAACCUUAACCAUCUUAAAUGGUGUUUAUCAAAAUUUAUUGGCACUUAAUACCUCAUUAAAAUUAAAAACUGAUGACUAAACUUUAAUAUUGUUUUAGUAGAAAUGUUGUGGAGUAAAUUCUGGAAAUCAGGUUUAUUUUAGCAUCUUCUGGCGAUUUGGGUAUUAAAUUAUUAAUGUCACCCCCUUUCGUCCUCCCACCCCUGUCCCCAUGUGAAUACUCUGUGCCUCCCUUUGAGAAUACAGUGAAACCCUGCCUUCUGGCCACCUCGGUAAUACGGUCACCUCGUUAUUACGGCCGCUUUUUUUGGCCACCUGGUAAAAAACUGUCAUACAUUUUCUUGUAAAAAAACCCUUGUUAAUACGGCCAAAUGUUUUAGGCCCAUUGGUGACCGUAUUAACAGAGUUCAGCUGUAACUGUAAACCGUGAUGGAGUACCAGCAUGUUCUGUUGAUCCUGCAGGUUUGUUACCCUGUCACCAGGUGAUGUAGUUAUUACAGGAACUCCACCAGGGGUUGGAGUUUUUAGAAAGCCCCCUGUCUUUCUCAAGGUAUGUACUCUUUCUCCUGUAUCUUUUUUUCGUGACAGGAAAGUUGUGGCUUGCCUUUUAACAGCCAUCAUACAUACAGCUAUGAAGAACAGGAGUCAGAUUGUUCAAAAUUUAAUAAAAAUAGGAUUAUAACUUAACAUGUUAAACAAAGACUAGGGAAUUUCUCUGUUUUGAUAAGUUGGUGGUGAUGACAUUCACCCCUGCAAAAUCAACCAUGUGUCCCAAAAUCUGUUUAAUCUAACACAGUUUUACUUCAAUCUGAAUCUGAAGUGCACUCUACCAAGUCAAACACACCAAUAACAAUAAUAUUUUGUUUGUUUCUUUGCUUUCAGAGGGGUGAUGUAGUUGAAUGUGAAAUUGAUGAAAUAGGCUGCAUUUCAAACACAGUCCAGUAAAAGGGAUAUUAAUUAAUAUAUAGUUAUUAUAAUUAUAUUAAUAACAGUCCUGAGCACUGAUCUUCAUGGAUUGUCGCAGAGAGUAUGUAAUCCAGACCCCCUUUUCAAACAUCAGAUAACUAACUCAUUACCGUAGGCAUUUAGCAGUUCAGUAAUUUUUUGGGAAAAUCAAGAAACAAACUGUGAAUUAAGACACAAGACUCUUCAAAUCCUCUGCAUUCAGAAAGAGUGUGCAUUAAAAUCACUGUCACAAGUACGUAAUAAGACCCUUCAUCAAUACAGUCCAAUCUAUUUGUACAGUGAAACCUGCAUUAAGGAGGCAACCUCACUAUAAAGCAGACUAUAGCACCUGACUCAAAGAGCUCCAAAUGUUUGUUCCCAUAUUUUCUGCAUUGAACAGUACUAGUAUAACUCCCAUGGGUGUCUGCUGAAAUUAUGUUGGUUUUACUAUAUCCAUAGUUCUUGUUUUGUUGUGUCCCAGUAUAGAGUUAGAGUUUUGCGUGAAGUGAAUUAAAGUAUGUUUUAUCAUCACCUUGUUUCAAAACGUUUCUGGAUAACCACAGGCCAAUCCAUUCUUGUACAACAGUAAAUUAAAAAGGCCUAUGCAAUCUGGUACGAUUGGUUAUGACCAGGAUGUAAUGCUAAUGCACCCUUGUAUAUCUCAGUUUUGCUACUCGCUGCAAUGUUAUGAAUGUAGUAAUUCAACUUUUCUUGUUUUAGAAGCUAUAGUUGCCAAUAACCAAUGUGUUCUUGUCAUAGCUUUUAUUCUGUUUUGGAAUUUAAGACUGAGGUUAAUAUGCUUGUGUAAAUGUAACCAGUUGAAAAAAUCUGACAAGUCUCUAAUUACCACCACAUAAUCUGAUAUGGGCAACAGAUUAAUAAGUGAAUGUAGUAAAUUAUGAGAACAC